Molecule: messenger RNA, 2360 nt
Organism: Cryptomeria japonica (Japanese cedar)
Lineage: Eukaryota; Viridiplantae; Streptophyta; Pinopsida; Cupressales; Cupressaceae
Product: L-type lectin-domain containing receptor kinase SIT2-like
Exons: 2
Coding region: 124-2130 (668 amino acids)
Biological process (GO): protein phosphorylation
Cellular component (GO): plasma membrane
Molecular function (GO): carbohydrate binding; protein kinase activity; ATP binding
Source: RefSeq, a predicted model, not a curated record
CCCAGCCCAACAUGGGUCCAGUUAACCUGUGAACAAUAUGAAAGAUGAUUUUUCGUGUUUACAUUUUAAAGGUGAAUAACCAGAGAGCAUUAGAGGCAUAAGGGGGGAAACCACGUAAAAACUAUGAAAUUUCUGCAAGACACAAAAAGAAAAUGGAAGACGAGCUGGAGCUUGAAAAUGGCAGGAGUGAGUGUGUUCCUUUUAUUCUUCCCUUCCUCGCUUACUGCACAAGUGGAUACAAGUUUUAUCUUCAACCAAUUCGAUGCUUCGACCCUCGAAUUGUUUGGGAAUGCUUCAGUGCAGUCCAAAGCCAUCUUCCUUACUAAUCAAUCCCAAUACAGUAUCGGCCGUGCUUUUUAUGGACAUCCUGUGAGUAUGAAAGAUAGUGGGUCUCUGAGUUCUGCUUUGUCUUUCAGCACAAGUUUUGUGUUUAAAAUUAUUAACGCCGGUUCAUGUCUCUCACGAAGCGGGCAUGGACUGGCGUUUAUAAUGACGCCGCACAGAUCUCCAGAGGGUUUUUUACCUUCUGGGUAUCUUGGCCUGUUGAAAAAUAUUUCAAGCAUGGGAAAGGCCUCUAAUCAUCUCUUCGCGGUUGAGUUCGACACAGUAAAGAACUUGGAAUUUUUGGACAUUGACGACAAUCACGUUGGUGUCGAUUUGAACGACCUCACAUCUGUAAAAUCUGAGACUGCAGGCUACUGGAAUGACAACAGCCAGUGGCGAGAAUUGGAUCUCAGCAAUGGCCAGAAUAUUCAGGCUUGGAUUGAUUAUGACCAUCCUCUAAACGAGCUCAAAGUAACCAUCGCAGAGGCAUGUUCAAAUCGCCCAGAGAAACCCCUGUUAUAUUUGAAAAAUAUAUCUCUGUCCGACAUUCUUGAAGAAGAAAUCUACGUUGGUUUCUCAGCAGCUACAGGAGGCCUGGCUGGAGAGCAUUACGUAGUCGCCUGGAGCUUUACUACAAACGGAGCAGCCUCGUUCCUGAAUUUGGAGCUAUGUGAUGUUAUUACACACAGAAAAUCCAAGAGCUCAAAUUCCAGAUUGAUAGCUGGCAUUGCAAUCUCUUGCAUCCUCCCCCUCCUGGUGGUGGCGGCAGCAACGCUUAUGCGGUGGAAAAGAAAUCAGUACAGAGAUAUUAUUGAAGAAUGGGAGAUGGAGUAUUGGCCUCACAGAUUUAAGUACAAAGACCUACAUAUUGCAACAAAGGGUUUCGGAGAGGAAGAACUUUUGGGAUCCGGAGGCUUUGGUCGUGUGUACAGGGGAGUUCUGGCCACAAACGGCCUCCAAGUAGCGGUGAAAUGCAUCCUCAGAGAAACUGAGGAAGGGAUGAGGGAGUUCAUAGCAGAGAUCUCCAGUCUUGGUCGCCUUCAACAUCGAAAUCUUGUGCAGAUCAGAGGCUUCUGCAGGCGAAUAAAGCGGUUAUUCAUAGUUUAUGACUACAUGCCAAGUGGCAGCCUGGACAAGAUGAUAUUUGGAAAGCCAAAGAAGGUGUUCGAAUGGAUUCACAGGUACAAAGUCCUGAAAGAUGUUGCCGCGGGUUUGCUCUAUCUUCACGAAGGAUGGGAGCAACGUGUAGUGCACAGAGACAUCAAGUCCAGCAACGUUCUGCUGGACUCGGAGCUCAAUGGAAAGCUUGGAGAUUUCGGGCUUGCGCGUCUGUAUGAGCAUAACGAAAACUCUCAUACUACUCGUGUGGUGGGAACGCUGGGGUACAUUGCGCCGGAGCUCAUACACACUGGAAAAGCCUGCCCAGCCACAGAUGUGUUCAGCUUUGGUAUUUUUCUGUUGGAGGUUGCUUGUGGAAGGAGACCUGUUGAGCCCACUCUCCAACCUGAACAAGUAGUUAUGGUGGACUGGGUGAGAGAGUUGUAUUCGGCGGGCAAUCUCAUGGAUGCAGCCGACCCGAAUCUUGGUGGGCAAUAUGAUGAAGUUGAGAUGGAGAGAGUGCUGAAACUGGGGCUGCUCUGUUCUAAUCCACAGCCAGAAGGCAGAAUCGGCAUGAGGCAAGCUUUGCAAAUACUUGAAGAAGAAGCUCCGAUACCAGGCUUUUCUGAUGAGUUUAAUUUGGAGAUGAAUGCACCCAAAAGUAGUUUGAAUUCUCCUUCGUACUCCACUUCCAUGUCUCUUGAUUGACGAUAGACUCUACGCAGUCAGGGCAAAACAUCAACCUUCAAAAACUUCUUUUCUGACACUGUAUAAGAUGGAUUUUCUUGUGUUUUGCUAUUGUUCUAGACUCGUGAAUGUAAGGUUUUGUAGUACUUUUGGGUGCCUGUAGGAUUCUGGAGCACCAAUUUAGGUGUACGUAAUCCCACCUGACCUGAAUGUCUUACGUAUAUUUUUUUAUUAUUAAUUUUUUAUUUUUA